This is a messenger RNA of Scophthalmus maximus (turbot), 3707 nucleotides long. It is a transcript of the gene ntrk1, whose product is annotated as neurotrophic tyrosine kinase, receptor, type 1. Lineage: Eukaryota; Metazoa; Chordata; Actinopteri; Pleuronectiformes; Scophthalmidae. Gene Ontology annotation, cellular component: axon; plasma membrane; signaling receptor complex. Gene Ontology annotation, biological process: positive regulation of kinase activity; cellular response to nerve growth factor stimulus; protein phosphorylation. Bases 178 to 2583 code for a protein of 801 amino acids. The record is from RefSeq and is a predicted model, not a curated record. The transcript is spliced from 17 exons. Gene Ontology annotation, molecular function: neurotrophin binding; ATP binding; transmembrane receptor protein tyrosine kinase activity.
UGGCUCAGUACCAGACCCUGCCCAGCUGGGAUCCCAACCCUGCCAGGGAGCCACGAGGCGAGUGUGUGAACGCACCGCUCUUCUCUCGCUCUGCAUCAAGUGAAACACACAUACACUUAACUCCAGCUGCAGCCGCCGAAACCUCUCCGCUGCCGCUGAGAAGAACCUCUAUUGAGCAUGGCCGUGUCACCAAGGGCCCUGGCACUUCUGCCCCUGGCGCUCGCCCUGCUCAGCCUGGCGCCGGCGCCCGCCUUGGGAGGAUGCCCGUCGGCCUGCCGGUGCUCCUUCGCCAUGCUGCAGUGUCUGGAACCGGACGGGAUCACCAGCGUCCCCACUCUGGCAGCGCAGGAGAGCGAGAAUGUGACGGAGAUAUACAUCGAAAACCAAGUUGGCCUGGAGAAUAUAACAGAAUUUGAUCUUGUUAACUACAAGGAGCUGAAGAACCUCACCGUCACGUCGUGUAAGCUGAGGCUCAUCUCUGCCAACGCCUUCCAAUACAACCUCAAGCUCCAGUAUGUGAACCUGGCAUCAAACUCUCUGGAGCUCAUCUCCUGGAGGGUGUUUCGUUUACUACCUUUGCUCAACCUGGUUUUGAGGGACAACCCGCUCGUUUGCUCAUGUGAUCUCUACUGGCUGCAGGAGUGGCAGCGUAAUGAUCGCGGCGACCUGGACAACCAAAUGUUGUCGUGUUUCUCUGACAACCAGGAAGUGCCCCUCAACUCUCUGGUGAUAGAUAACUGCAGUUUGCCCGUUGUGAACAUUGUCUCCUCCAAGAACAAGAUCCAAGAAGGAGGCAACCUGACGUUUGAGUGUCACGUGACAGGAAGCCCCACUCCCAGUGUGCGAUGGCGAACUGAUGAGCUCAACUCUCCGUUCUUUACCCAGGAGAGAAUCUUGGGCUCCACAUUGGAGCUGGUCCUUUUCCUCAGCAACGUUUCUUCCAAAGACAACCUGCGCAAUCUCUCUUGUGAGGCCGAGAACCAAGCUGGGCCCAGGGAGGAGAUGGUGACACUGGACAUUGAGUUUCCAGUCAGAAUCCUCUUCCUGAGAGACGCUGUGCAGCAGCAUUUCUGGUGUUUCCCCUUUGCCGUGGAUGGCAACCCGGAGCCGAGCAUCAACUGGCUGUACAAUGGCAAAGUCCUGAGAGAGAGCGUCUACACGUACACGCAGUUCAUCACCGACUCGUCUGACGGGUCGGUGAAACACGGCUGUCUCUUCCUCAACAAGCCGACGCACAUCAACAACGGCUUCUACACGCUGAUCGUGCAGAACAAACUGGGAAGGGACGAGGCCACGGCCAACGGGUCGUUCAUGACCAACCCCUUCGACCCGCUCGACCCUGAGGGGAUCAUUCCCUUCCUUGACAUGGAUCCAAUUCCAACAAACAAAUCCGACAUGGAUGUCACAGAGAACCCGGAGAGUCGGGUGUUUGUGGUGUCGGUGGCCUCGGGUCUCGCUGUGUUCGCCUGCACUUUCCUUCUCAUCACGGUUCUGGUGAUCAACAAGUGUGGCCAGCAGUCCAAGUUUGGCAUUCACCGAUCGUCGGUUUUGGGCACCGAGGACGACCUGGCAGUGUCACUCCGCUUCAUGAACUUUGGAACCAGCCCGCCUUCCUCAGACGAAGACUCUGGUUUGUCCAGCUUCGUAGAGAAUCCACAGUACUUCUGCGGCAUCAUCAAGGACAAAGACAUGUGUGUCCAGCAUAUCAAACGACAGGACAUUGUGUUGAAGUGGGAGCUGGGCGAAGGAGCGUUCGGCAAAGUCUACCUGGCAGAAUGUGCCAACCUGAGUCCCGACAGCGACAAGAUGCUGGUCGCCAUCAAGACGCUGAAGGACGCCAAUGAGUCGACUCGACAGGACUUCCAGAGGGAGGCGGAGCUGCUGACGGUGCUUCAACACCAGCACAUUGUGCGUUUCUACGGCGUCUGUACGGAUGGAGAGCCACUGGCCAUGGUGUUCGAAUACAUGAGGCACGGAGACCUCAACCGCUUUCUUCGAGCUCACGGCCCCGAUGCUCGUAUCCUGGAGGAGACCAAGAUGCCCCCGCUGGGUCAGCUCACUCUGCCGCAGAUGCUGCAAAUCGCCGCCCAGAUCGCCUCGGGCAUGGUCUACCUGGCAUCGCUGCACUUUGUCCACCGCGACCUGGCGACCCGCAACUGUCUGGUGGGAGAGGGCCUGGUGGUCAAGAUCGGGGACUUCGGCAUGUCUCGAGACAUCUACAGCACAGACUACUACAGGGUGGGCGGACGCACCAUGCUGCCAAUCCGCUGGAUGCCCCCGGAGAGCAUUAUGUACAGGAAGUUCACCACGGAGAGCGACAUCUGGAGCUUCGGCGUCGUCCUCUGGGAGAUCUUCACCUACGGCAAACAGCCCUGGUACCAGCUCUCCAACAGUGAGGCCAUCGAAUGCAUCACGCAGGGACGGGAGCUGGAAAGGCCACGCACCUGCCCCAAGGAGGUGUACAUGCUGAUGCAGGGCUGCUGGCAGAGAGAGCCCCAGCAGCGGAUGGUCAUCAAGGACAUCCACAGCCGCCUGCUGGCCCUGGUCAAGAACCCGCCCGUCUACCUGGACAUCCUGGGAUAGACGGGAGGCAACCAGGGAGCACAAAUCAGAGGAUGGAGGGAGGCUGGCGACUUUGGAUUUGAGACUUUUUAACUUUUAGCUCCAUUAGGUUCCUCUUGGUCUAAGUUUAAAAGUCAUCUUUUUCCCACUCAUCCAUUAAAAGAACCAGUCGGAAGUCAAUGCCCCGGUUCUCCCCGCUGCUGCUUUUCCAGCCUUGACGCUUGAUGGACAAGUGCAAACCUUUUGGCUCUGGCCUUUUUCCCGCUCGAAAACCCCCGAUUUACUGCCCCGCUGUUCUCCGGAAAAGGGAAAGACCAGUCAAAUGUUUACCAAAGCGCUUCGUGUGUAUCCGAGGUUGGAGCCUGACGGAGGGACGUGCAUGGCAAAUUGUUGAAGUGACAGUAUCAGUGUUUUUUUGGUUUUACCAAUCUGAGAAUGCGAUUUCGGACGAAGGCCCGUCGGGGAGCGUGGCUCCGAGGUCCCCGCAGAGUGAGCCGAGCCGAGGCUCAUUCUAUGCGACUACUCCGCUGCCGAACAGUCGUGUCAAAGUCAAAUAGAAAAUUGAAACUGGUGAUUACAAAGGAGCAACGUUCACAUCAUGAGUCCAAAGUGAGAGCCAAUUUUCAGAUGUGGGUUGGGGGUGGGGGGGGGGGGGGUCCCUUUGUACAGUACAGUCACUGAUUUUGGAUAAGUUUUGAUACGGGAGGUUAUUUAAAGGCGUUCAGUAAAUGUAUAUAAGGCUAAGUUGUACAAUCAGAACCUUUGAAAAGCUUGUUGGCUUUUUCAUGUGUCAAAAUCCAGUGUACCAUAUGAGUAUUUUUCGAGAAAGCGAGAACAAAGUGUACAUUAUCAGUGAAAGUGUUCCCUGGUAUGUUACCUACUGUGUUUACAUUUGACCUGGUCUCAGUUUUGCGGUUUAAAAUGUGAUGACGUUGGCUCGUGGGGCCGGCCAGGGGCCUUUGUUCAAAGUUUUGAAAGAUGCGACUGUAAAAAAAAAAAAAAAGAGAGAAAAAAAUCACUGCAGUGAAAUUGAAGUACAGCGGAGAAUGAAUACACGGCGGUGAGGCGACACGCCGAGAUGGUUCCAGAGGUAACAGAUGGAGCAGAGGGACAGAUGGCACUGAAACAGAGACUGGAGCUGAGGC